UGCACCUUGAGCUGUGUGCUCGCUCUCUCCUGGGUGGAAUCUUACCUAGUGUGUAGUCGUGCACUGGCUAGUUGGCUACGAGCUGUCAUUGGAUUAUACAUGUGUGUGCUUCUACCGUAUGUGUUGCUAUCCGUGGCUAAUUAAUCAGGAAGCUAUUAGGCCCCUCUAUCAACCUAUUGGCUAUCAGAGAGCCAUAUCUAACGGUGGAGUGGGGGACAAUUGACUCAGAUUUUAUACACACUUCAUCUGGUUUCUUUUCCUUGCUGUUCAAAGACUUAGACGAGCGGUAACUAUUCAUCGUUUCCUUAAAGUGUUCAGCGAUUCAAACAGUUACGACCUUCGUGAAAAAUUAUACACAUUUGUUUUUAAAUUUAUACGUUUUCUUGAACAAAAACGGGCUAUGAAGGCUGGGCCAUUAAAAUAUACAAUAGUUAACAGGGUUAGCUGCUUGCAGGAAAUAUAAUACAUACCAGUAAGCUGAUAUAGAAAGGUAAUAUAAUAAGAAAAGACACUUGCUGAUUUUGUUUGAUAACAAAGAUGGCAUCAAACAGACACCUUAUAUGACGUCAUAAAGGACAGAAAAAAAGGAAAAAUGGUGGCGCUGGACGGCUCUCAAGAACUGGUUGGUAAUACGGCUCAGCAACGCAACUGGCGUGGAAUAGCUAUAGCCCUCCUAGUGAUACUUGUUGUGUGUGCUUUAAUUGUCACUGCUGUUAUCAUCGCCACUCCAACAGAAAGAGUGGAAAACUUUGGAGAGAAAUUCACGUUUGAUGAUUAUAUCAAUUUCGAGCUUCGUCCAGCCAGCUUUAGUGCCGAAUGGAUCGCGGGUGAAAACCAGUUUGUGUAUUUAACUGUGGAUAAAUCACUGAGAAUUUUCAACUGCUCUCACAACGACAGUUUUGAAAUUAUGGACAACAACACUUACAAAUCGACAGAAUUGAAAGACUAUUACCUUUCAUCUCACGGUGAUUACCUGUUGCUAAAGUUAAAUACAAAACAGAUAUUCAGGCAUUCCGCUGUAUCAGAUUAUUCCGUAUACAAUGUUCACACAAGGUCAACAGUGAAACUGUUUGCCGGUCGUAUACCAGUGUCCGGCAUGACAACAGCAGAACCAAGAAUCCAGUAUGCCUCGUGGUCACCCACUGGACAUGCACUGGUUCUAGUGGAAGACAACAAUAUUUAUUAUAAACAAAACGUAACAGCUGAACCAGUCCGUAUCACAGAUUCUGGAAUCAAAAAUCUUAUUUAUAAUGGUGUGCCUGAUUGGGUGUAUGAAGAGGAAAUUCUGGCCACUGACAACGCCAUCUGGUGGUCGCCCUUGUCCAGUUACCUGCUGUACGCCACAUUUAAUGACACGCAGGUCCACAAAUUCCACUACACCAUCUACGGUGACAUGAUGGAGACCUACACAACAGAGGAGAAGAUCGCUUACCCAAAGGCUGGCGAAAAGAACCCUGAAUUCACAUUAAAAAUAAUAGAUCUGAAGAAGUUAAAAACAGUUCAAUUAGCUCCACCAAAAGAAUUGAACGGAAGCGAUCAUUACUUUACACGUGUCCAGUGGCUGAAUGACCAGCAAGUUUUGAUCACCUGGCUAGAUAGAGCCCAGAGAUAUGCCAUUUUCACCAUUUGCAAAGCUGUGGACGGCACUUGUAGAACGAGUCGUGAAGAGAAAGCUCAAUCAGGAUGGUUGGACGUGUUAGAGAAAGUUUUGGUGGGUAGAAAUGGCUCCAGGUAUUUUACAAUUCUUCCUCGAAAAGAAGACAACGCUGAAUUUUAUAAGCACGCAGCUAUGAUAGAAGUAAAGCCCAAUGAACAGACUGAUCAAGUAACGUUCCUGACACAUGGCAUGUGGGAGGUGACAAAACUUAUAAGCUACGAUGACAAAUCGGAUACACUGUAUUUUCUAAGUCCAGAGCUAGACCCAAGACGAUUGCAUCUCUUCAGUGUUGCAGUGACUGGCGGUAAGGGUAUUGCUCAAUGUCUAACGUGUGAGCUCAGUGAAAACUGCCAAUACAAUGAAGUAUCCAUGUCAGAUAGUUCCGAAUUUUACAUUUUAAGCUGUUUGGGUCCCGGCAUACCAAUCUACCUAUUGAUGUCAAUUAACGGUACUGAAGUAAGGAAUAUGGAAAAUAACACAGAAUUCGGAGAAAUUAUUUCAAAGAAAGCCAUGCCUGUUAUAAAGUAUGAUCAAAUUACUAUAAAUGAUGAAAAAUUGUGGGGGAAGCUCUGGCUGCCGCCACAUCUUAAAGAAGAGGAGAUUAUAACGUACCCACUUGUUCUAAAUGUCUAUGGCGGCCCUGGUACCCAAGAAGUCAAAGAGAAGUACACCAUAGACUGGAUGACCUACCUUGUCAGCUCCAGGGAUUUUAUCUACGCCAAAGUCGAUGCUCCAGGGACUUCUGGUCGUGGCGAUAAAUUUCUGCACACCAUCUACCGGAACCUGGGAACACGUGAAGUUGAUGAUUCCAUUAAGGCAGCAGAAUAUUUUGGUACACAUCAUUACAUAGACCAGACCAAUAUGGCUAUAUGGGGAUGGUCUUAUGGUGGGUUCGUGGCUGCCUCUGCUCUAACUCGAGACCAAUCAGUUUUUAAAUGUGGCAUUUCUGUGGCACCUGUUACUGACUGGAAGUAUUAUGAUUCUAUCUAUACUGAACGCUACAUGGGUUUGCCUAAAGAUAAUACUGUAGGGUACACAAACGCCAAUAUAUCAAACAAAGUUGAUAACUUCAAAAAGUCAAACUUCAUGCUGGUACAUGGUACUGCAGACGACAAUGUCCACUUCCAGCACUCUGUCCAGCUGAUUAAGGCAUUAACUGAGGCUGAUGUUUAUUUCCGGUUCCAGCUUUACGGCGACAAGCAUCACGGCCUGUUAGGCGGGAACACGAGACGCCAUCUUUUUACAUCAAUGGAGGAUUUCCUGUGCGACUGCUUUCACGAUAAAUUAGGCGGGAAAAGUCAGGAUGAUUGUGAAGUCGAUUAACAGUUUUGUUUACUCAACAAUUUUUAUGCCAUGAAUUUUUCUGUCUUUCAGUGUUAUUAUCAAAACACUAUCUUUAACUAACACUAGCCCAAAACAUUAUUUUAACUAACCCUAACCCAGGUUUAUGGGGUAGUGGAACGGCGAAUGCUUUAUAUACAAACUUAAAAUUGUCCUUUCUAAACUUGUCCACAACUCAAGCUGAAUUGCUCGAAACAUCUGCUGUUCUGUUUUCUACACAGAUUGAAGUCUUACCCUCUAACCGUAUAGGUCUAUGCUCUAUCGCCGUAUUACUAUUAUUGAAUCUUAAAUUUGCAAUAAUCGUUUUCCUAACAAAAGCUGUACUUUCUGCUUGUCCACAUUCAAUAGGCAUAUCCGGUUCCUUUUUUUUUCUCAAUGAGUUCACUGAAGUUACAAGGUCGCGAUGUAGAUUGCAUGACUUCUAACCCAUAAUUCUCGAGUAAGUUUAAUCGAUUGAUUAACAAAACGUAAACCACAACAAUUCUAGCAACCUGUAGAUACUUUGUUCCGUUGGACCAACCAUUAAUGGCAUGAAUGGACACCAGCGAGUUGACGAGAUUCCUUCCAUAAUGUUGUUGACAUGGAAUAAAAACGUGCUUUUUAGAUUUAGACCGUAAAAAAAAACUUAAGCCUAAAAUUAAUUUAGAAAUUUUAUAUUUUAGGAAUAAAUGCUAUAAAAGUUGCAAAUCUAGAGAACUUGAAAAUAAUUUGUUGAGUUUAAGGCUACAUUUCUAUUUAUUUUCAUCAAGCCUAUGUUAUAACCGGAUGUUUCACUUUCGUAAGACAAAUAUUGAUUGGCUGUACAGUAACUUAGUGAUCGAUAACUAUUUGUUUACAAAACUUUGCAGAUCAAGUUUUUAAAUAACAAUGCAAAUUUAAACCCCAUGACCUAGUUUUUCUAUUUUUAGCUUAUAAUUUGUACAAUACAAUUUAUGGCGGCCUAUCGAAUGGCAGGAUGCCAUUGUUUAUGUCGCCAUUACACGUGAAAAAAAACCAGACAGGCAGGAUUUUAUCACCAUAUUUAUUGUAACUACGCCGUGCAUGAUUUAUAAAUUAAUUUAUGGACCUCUCAAAUACCUUUGAGACUUUUCUCGCUGGCGUCCAUUAGGGUAGGGUUAAUUUUUCGAGCAUUGGAUUAGGGUUAGUAGCUCGAGCUAGGCACGUAUUUUGAUCAUUUUAAAAGUAGAUAUUAAGUUAAGGGUUAGGGUUAGUAUAUAGGCCCAGAAGUGUAUCGGCUUUAACUUCCAUUUUAUCUAAGCCUAACCCGACCCAAACUAGAAGUUUCUUUUUUUAGCUGCUGACUCACUUUUGUUUGUUUCUGAUUGACCAGUUGUAAAUUUCUCGUAAUGGACUAUUUGUUUUUACUGCUAAAGUUUCUAAAGCAUUUAUGCUAGUAUUGUUUUCAAUCUGAAUUCUUGCAUUGUUAUCCUGCUAACGUUGAUUAUUUUUAAUCUGUGAGUUUUAACAUUUUUAUCCUGCUAAUUUGCUUUAAAAUUAAGAAUGUCCUUUUAUCGUAGUGUAAUACCAAUAUAUUAUUAUUAUAAAUUAAUUAAGCUGUGAUGCAAUUUUCUUACGAGUAAAAUUUUGUAAUGAUUUUGAUUCCUUUUACCUUUUAUAUGCCUUUUUUAAAUAUGAAUGAUCCAUACCUUAAUGUUUGUAUAAUUAAUUAAUGUUUUUUAUCUUAAAAUAUAAAAUAUAUAUUUUUUUAAUAGGAAAAAUAUUAUUUAAACAUUUUCCUUUAGGCCUAAUUUUAAUUAGCUUUUAAAAAUCACUUCAUUUUAUUUGAGUAUUUAUUUUUCUCAUAUUCGCAGACAUACAGACGUAACCCAAACGUAAUCAAAUUAGGUUUGUGAAUACAUAUCUAAAACCAACAUUCGAUACCAUACAGGUUAGGGUAAGGGUUACAUGCUCAAGAAUUUCGAUACCGUACUUGGUUUGGGUAGCGCCUUCACAGUAUUUCACAUCAUAUUGUAAAAUGUUUACAAAUGGAGGAAGACAGACAAUGAAUACAAGAAAUCCAUCCAUGCAUUGAAUUUAUCUCAGUCACGAAUAUUUUUAACUUCGAUCAUUAUAGACAUACAUGAAGAUAGAAAUGAGCGCACACACACACACAUACAUAGACUUACAUAUAUAUAUAUAUAUAUAUAUAUAUAUAUAUAUAUAUAUAUAUAUAUAUAUAUAUAUAUAUAUAUAUAUAUAUAUAUAUAUAUAUAUAUAUACAUACAUAUAUACACACAUAUAUAUACAUAUAUAUAUACACACAUAUACACACAUACACACACAUACACACAUAUAUACACAUAUAUAAAUUAAUAUAUACACAUAUAUUCACACAUAUAUAUAAUAUAUAUGUAACAUACCUAAAAUAACUUUAUGGUCUAACAAUUUCAAUUCGUUUUUGUUUGAUUACAUAAUUUUUUUUUCAAAUUCACUUACUUUAAUCAUUGUUGUCUUCCAUCUAGUGUACAUUUUUAUAGAUUAUCUUAGAAAGACAACUCUAAAUUACAUGUUCAUUACUUUGUUGAUGGGAAUCAUUAUUUUCGAAUCAUUCUUCAGAAGCAUUUUGUUGUGUGUUUAUUUAUCAGCAAUUAUUAUCCUAAACAUAAUUCUAAGUUGGUGUGUGUAUAGAAUAUUUAUUUGUACCAGUUUUCAUUUUGGUUUUAAAUAAUGUACUAACUCUUAAUUUGAUCCUACAUUUACAUCUUUUAGAUAUUGUAAGGAAAAAUAUUUUUUUUUUGGGGUAUGGGGUUUUAUAAUUUCUAAAAUUGUCUUGCAUUUCUUUAUCCAAAAUCUAUUCAUUGAAAAUGUUUGUAAUAAAUAAAGGAUUACAAACUUCA
Physella acuta is the source of this 5835-nucleotide messenger RNA. Its product is annotated as dipeptidyl peptidase 4. Gene Ontology annotation, cellular component: plasma membrane. The record is from RefSeq and is a predicted model, not a curated record. Gene Ontology annotation, molecular function: dipeptidyl-peptidase activity; serine-type endopeptidase activity. Gene Ontology annotation, biological process: proteolysis. NCBI's taxonomy places the organism in Eukaryota, Metazoa, Mollusca, Gastropoda, Physidae.